AUGGCAAAGCUCUCUGUUCUGAACAAUACAGCCCCUCUUGCUGCGGGGACCAAAGGGUCACAAGCAACUCAAAAAUCAUUAUCAUACCGCCAGACUGAGAGCUUCUCUGACAAUUCCAGUGAGAGCGAGGACGAAAGUGACAGCGAUAGCGAAAAUGAGAGUAUUCAACAAGUUAUGGGUACUUAUAGAAAACAAAGGGUGAAGAAAAUUAUCGAGUCAGAUAGUUCAGAGUCUGAUGAAGAUACUAGUGAUGAAGAGGUCGAUACAGUUAAGGUCAGUCGCUCAAUCCCAUCCCCAUCUCCUGCCCCAAAGUCUUUAAAUAUUAGCCGAGUGAAUGGAACGGAAAAUAAAAUUAAAGCUGCUGCAAAUGAAACAGCUCCAAAGCCAACAAACCAAAGAACCCCUCAGCCUGGUAAAGCCACCUCUGACAAAGAAGUCCAGGACAUCUCCGAAGUACUUAAUGAUUUAUCGAUCAAGACAGCCGACGUGCAACGGAAGGAACCCCAAUCAUCAAAAAAACCAGUGAAACCAAAUCCUGUAUUGAAGCCAUGGGCUGGAAACCGACCAGUUCAACAUCAAACAGCCAAUACUGUUAAAGUCAAUCCACCAGCACAGUCACCGGUUAAGCCUAAAGCUGAACUACCCAAGCAAAACAAUACUGUGGUACCCGGUGGUAGUUUCUUCGAUCGAAUCAAAAAAGCUCAAGAGAAGCAGUCCAACAGUCGAUUAUACCCAUCUGCAUCACUGAACCCACCUUCUGACCGAGCUCCGUUUCUAUCAUCACCAAUUCGCAAUUAUAAAUCAGAUGGUACCCUAAUGGAACCAAUGACACCCAGAUCAUCGCAAUGGUCACGACCUAUUGACAUUGCUCAGGCUAAAUCAGGAAGACCAGUCACUGCGAUUUCGCCAAUCAAACCGCCUGGCGACGACGAUGACAUUUCUCCAGACGCCUUUCGAAACCCUCUCAAACAAUGGGGCACUACUGCCCCUAGCAUAAUCGGACAAGCAAAUCUGGCAGCCACCAAGGGAGACUCAUAUGCAUAUGUCGACCCAGCUAAAACUACUGAAGCUCUGAAAAGUUUGUUGACCGAUAUGAGUAAUGACGAAGAUAUAAACCAAGACGAAGUGGAAGAUACCCAAGCAAGCAAAGUAGAGGGCUUAACUGUGUCAUUACUAUCCCAUCAAAUCAAGGGCUUAAAGUUCCUGCUAAAGCGUGAAGAUAAAGACCUUCCAGCCAAAGGAGGUUUAUUAUGUGAUGAUAUGGGUCUUGGAAAAACCGUUCAGUCUAUUGCAUUAAUUCUAUCUAAUCCAUAUACCCCAUCGGAAUCUAUAUCUGGACAUAUCCGAGCAACCUUAGUUAUUGCUCCUCUUGCAUUAGCAGAACAAUGGGCAGACGAAAUUCGCAACAAAGCACCCGGGUUAAGAGUCGAAGUCCACCAUGGGCCCAGUAGGUCCAAAGAUCCCAACUCUUUGAAUUCAUAUGAUGUGGUUAUCACCACUUACCAAACAGCCACAUCUGAGCAUCAAAACAAGGGUCCAUUAUUCCAGAAAACAUGGUGGAGAAUUAUUCUAGAUGAAGCUCAUAUGGUUAAAAAUCCGAAAGCCAAAUCUUCAAUUGCCGCAUAUAGCCUUCAGGCACAAAACCGAUGGUGUCUCACAGGCACACCUAUUCAGAAUAACAUCGACGAGUUAUAUUCUCUGAUCAAAUUUUUACAAAUUGCACCUCUGAAUAAUGCUAGCACAUGGCACAAUCAAAUUGCUCGUCCAAUUACCAACCGCCAAGGAAAUGCUGCUAUUAAUAGACUUCGGGCUGUUCUAUCGGCUAUAAUGCUGCGUAGAACUAAGGCGGUUCUAGGACAGUCUGGCAUCAAAAUGCCAGCUCGUAGAAAACACUUUGUUCAUCUGGAUUUUGAUGAAAAUGAGAGGGUUUUCUACGAUGCUUUGCAUAAUAGAGUUAGCGAUGUUGUAAAACGAUUGCUAGGCGAGAGUGGAAGAAAUUAUAUGGGUGUUUUAUUGUUACUCCUCCGAUUAAGACAAGUUUGUGAUGAUAAACGUCUUUCGCGUGGAAAAAUUGAUAACGAUGAUAAGGAAAGCAUUAUUUCAGCGGACAAGACAAGGGCUGAUACGGAUGAUUUGUCAGACUUAUUGAGUAGUAUGUCCAUUGACAAAGAUUCGACGUCACAGUUGAGUGAAUUAGGGUUAGACGAAUCGGAGUCAAUUAGUGAUGGAAGUUCGACAAAGAUAAAGAAGAUUAUUGAGAUUGUCAAAAGCGAACCAGAGAGAAAGACUAUUAUUUUUAGUCAAUUCACAUCGAUGCUGGACUUAAUCGAGAAACCUAUGCGAAAAGAGCGAAUCAAGUUUGUUAGGUAUGAUGGAAGUAUGACCAAAUUUUAUCGCGAAGCGGCAUUGAGCUCUAUUAAGGAAGAUCCUUCUGUAAAAGUUCUUCUUUGCUCUUUGAAAUGCGGUGCAUACGGUCUCAAUUUGACCUGUGCCAAUAGGGUUAUUUUAACAGAUCCCUGGUGGAAUCCCAUGGUGGAAGAACAGGCUAUAGACCGGGUCCACCGUUUGGGACAGACCCACGAUGUUGAUGUGUACGAGUUAAUAAUCCGAAACACGGUAGAAGACAAGAUUAUUGCCUUGCAAGAAAAGAAACGACAGCUGUCGAAGGAUGUUAUAGAGGGUGGUAAGUUAUCAGCCAGAGGCAACCAACUUAGUGCAGCAGAACUUCUUGCUCUGUUUGACUAA
Molecule: messenger RNA, 2745 nt
Organism: Sugiyamaella lignohabitans
Lineage: Eukaryota; Fungi; Ascomycota; Dipodascomycetes; Dipodascales; Trichomonascaceae
Gene: RAD16
Product: DNA repair protein RAD16
Exons: 1
Coding region: 1-2745 (914 amino acids)
Cellular component (GO): cytoplasm
Molecular function (GO): ATP binding; ATP-dependent chromatin remodeler activity
Source: RefSeq, a predicted model, not a curated record